Juglans microcarpa x Juglans regia is the source of this 2147-nucleotide messenger RNA. RefSeq names its product U-box domain-containing protein 8. Gene Ontology annotation, biological process: protein ubiquitination. The record is from RefSeq and is a predicted model, not a curated record. Lineage: Eukaryota; Viridiplantae; Streptophyta; Magnoliopsida; Fagales; Juglandaceae. Gene Ontology annotation, cellular component: nucleus; cytoplasm. The transcript has 3 exons. Gene Ontology annotation, molecular function: protein binding; ubiquitin-protein transferase activity. The coding region runs from base 92 to 1192 and encodes 366 amino acids.
GAAAACCCUCCUCCAAACGAAGUGACAGAAAGGAAAGGAAGAAAGAAAGACUGAAAGAGGGCGCACACAGAAGGAUUGCGAGCGGAGGAAAAUGGCGACUCAGUUCCCGGACGAUUUCAAGUGCCCGAUUUCACUCGAGAUCAUGUCCGACCCGGUUAUCCUCUCAUCGGGUCACACCUUCGAUCGUCCCUCCAUCCAGCGGUGGCUGGACGCAGGCCACCGCUCCUGCCCAGUUACCAAACUGCCCCUCCCCGAUAACCCUUCCCUCAUCCCCAACCACGCCCUCCGCAGCCUCAUUUCCAACUUUGCCCUCGUCUUCCCUCCAAAACCUCAACCCUACCCCGAGCCCCAGGCCCUGAUCUCCAACCUCACCUCCCCCUCCUCCUGUCUCGACUCCAAGCUCGACUCUCUCGACCAACUCACCAAGCUCUCCAAGCGCGACUCGGCCUUCCGACGGAGAAUCACUGAGGCUGGCGCCGUCUCGGCCGUCCUCAACUGCGCCGCCUCCGACAACUCUGGUCUCCAAGAGAAGUCGCUCUCUCUGCUGCUCAAUCUCAGCCUCGACGACGAUAACAAAGUGGGUCUCGUCGCCGAGGGCGCGAUUUCGCGAAUAGUUGCCGCUCUGCAAACCGGCUCGGCUGAUUCGCGCGCCCUGGCGGCUACGAUUAUAACAAGUUUAGCUGUUGUGGAGGUGAACAAGGCCACGAUUGGAGCAUACCCAUAUGCUAUACGAGCCUUGGUUUUGCUUCUUCGUGACGGAAAAGGCCGUGGGAAGAAGGAGGCGGCGACGGCGCUCUACGCCCUAUGUUCUUUUCCCGAUAACCGGAGACGAGCCGUGCAGUGUGGAUCGGUACCCAUUUUGAUCAGAAUUGCGGAUUCGGGGCUUGAGAGAGCCGUGGAGGUCUUGGGUCUUCUGGCGAAAAGUAAGGAAGGGAGGGAGGCAAUGGAGAGGUUCAAUGGGUGUGUGAUGGUUUUGGUGAGAGUGGUCAAGAAUGGGAACUCGAGAGGGAUUGAGUAUGCUUUGUUAACACUGAACUCGCUUUGUUGCCAUAGCGAAGAAAUGUGCGCGGAGGCGAGGAGCGAAGGGGUUUUGGAUCUUUGUAUGGGUUUUGUGGAGGGUGAUAAUGAGAAGAUUAGGCGAAACGCUUCCAGUUUGGUUCGGGUUCUGAGUGGAGGGCACUCGAUGCGGUGAAUUUGCUGUCGGAAAAUUCGAUUUUGCGGGCAUAGAGUUGGGGUUGUGAUCGCUUUGGAGGUGAGUUGGUUUUUUGGUUAAUUGGUUGAACGUUGUUGAAUAGUUUCUGUACAAACAAAACCGAUUAGAUUAUGAUGGUGGGUGGGUGGUUGUUGUUUGCGGGGGAAGGGGGGCAUGGUUCUUUUGUAUCUUGUACAUUGUGAAAUAAAGAUGAAAUGAAUGGUUAGCUCUUUUGUUACCUGUUUUGGGGAAGUUUCAAAUAGCGGCAAUUUAACUGCACAAAUCAAUAUAUCCACAGCCAUAAUUAUUUAACUACAAUGCAGUAUUCUAUUACUCGAAAUAAGAUGAACCAGCCUUCCUCGGAAGCCAACCAGCUCAAAUGCGGGAAGUAAAAUCUCUAGCUGUCGUCUUCGUUCCCUGAAAAAUGAGAUGAGAUAGUAUGAACCUAGAAGUUUAUUAGCUUGGCUGGCCAGAUGCUUAAUUUCAGUUCUUUGUAGUUAAGAGCGGUCAUCGCCAGCACUUGUGUCUUACAAACUGCUAGUUAUCUGGUGAAACAAGCUUUGUGUAUUGAAGGGAUUCGUAUCAGAUUUCAUUUCAAAAUGCUCACAGGACCAGAUUUUUUUGCUUUCAUACUGGAUUUUUAUUUUCUUGCCUAUGUUUUCUUCAACAUGCAUAACACUGUGUAAGGUUCAUUGGAUAUCAGAUUUAUUUGGUCACAUAGUAGAUGCCGACCAUGCUCACAUACAAUUCAUGGAGAUUGUUCUUGGAUGUGUACUUUUCAUAUCGGGGUGCUUGUACUCAACCUCUGCAAUUACGAACAAUUACCUUACUUACUGUAGCUCCACAAUCUGCCUUAUUUUCUUUUAGUUAUAAACAAUAAUGCUUAUAAUAUCGUUGCAAGGAUGUAGUGGACAGUUGUACGUUUUUUCGCUGAAUGGACAGUUCAACUUGGUUA